Molecule: messenger RNA, 3380 nt
Organism: Pan troglodytes (chimpanzee)
Lineage: Eukaryota; Metazoa; Chordata; Mammalia; Primates; Hominidae
Gene: TOX3
Product: TOX high mobility group box family member 3
Exons: 7
Coding region: 421-2154 (577 amino acids)
Biological process (GO): regulation of transcription by RNA polymerase II
Cellular component (GO): nucleus
Molecular function (GO): chromatin DNA binding
Source: RefSeq, a predicted model, not a curated record
UGUCUCCGCGGCUCGUCUCCUCAGUCCGCCCCGGGAGGAGGAGGAGGAGCGGGGCCAGCCGCCGCCGCCGCCGCCGUCCCAGCCUCGCCCAGCGCACCUGAACUCGCCUCGCCGACCCGGGCCCCCGCGCCGCGCCCCGCGCCCCCGGCGCCCGGCCCGCGCGCAGCGCUGCUUCGGUGCCCCGGCGGGGCGCGUCCCCCCGGCCGCCUCCCGCUCUCCCGCGGCUCGCGUGGCCGCGCCUUUGUGUGCGGCGGCCGCGGCUCCCGAGCUCCUCGGGCUCUGGUCCCGGCGCCCCUCCGGCCGCGAGUCCCGCGCGCCACCCCCGGGCGCCCUCGACGGUGGAUCUAGCGGCGGCGAGGAGGCGGGUCCCGGCCCCGGCGAACCCCAGUCCCGGCCCCCGGCCCCGGGCCCAGCUUCGGCAUGGAUGUGAGGUUCUACCCCGCGGCGGCCGGGGACCCUGCCAGCCUGGACUUCGCGCAGUGCCUGGGGUACUACGGCUACAGCAAGUUUGGAAAUAAUAAUAACUAUAUGAAUAUGGCUGAGGCGAACAAUGCGUUCUUCGCUGCCAGUGAGCAGACAUUCCACACACCAAGCCUUGGGGACGAGGAAUUCGAAAUUCCACCAAUCACGCCUCCUCCAGAGUCAGACCCUGCCCUAGGCAUGCCGGAUGUACUGCUACCCUUUCAAGCCCUCAGCGAUCCAUUGCCUUCCCAGGGAAGUGAAUUCACACCCCAGUUUCCCCCUCAAAGCCUGGACCUCCCUUCCAUUACAAUCUCAAGAAAUCUCGUGGAACAAGAUGGCGUGCUUCAUAGCAGUGGGUUGCAUAUGGAUCAGAGCCACACACAAGUGUCCCAGUACCGGCAGGAUCCCUCCCUGAUCAUGCGGUCCAUCGUCCACAUGACCGAUGCUGCGCGUUCUGGGGUCAUGCCUCCUGCCCAGCUCACCACCAUCAACCAGUCUCAGCUCAGCGCCCAGUUAGGGUUGAAUUUGGGAGGUGCCAGUAUGCCUCACACAUCUCCUUCACCUCCAGCAAGCAAAUCAGCCACUCCCUCCCCUUCCAGCUCCAUCAAUGAAGAGGAUGCUGAUGAAGCCAACAGAGCCAUUGGAGAGAAAAGAGCUGCUCCAGACUCUGGCAAGAAGCCCAAGACUCCAAAGAAAAAGAAAAAGAAAGAUCCCAAUGAGCCACAGAAGCCAGUGUCAGCAUAUGCCCUGUUUUUCAGAGACACACAGGCUGCAAUUAAAGGUCAAAACCCUAAUGCAACCUUUGGAGAGGUCUCAAAAAUUGUAGCAUCUAUGUGGGACAGCCUUGGAGAAGAACAAAAGCAGGUAUAUAAAAGGAAAACAGAAGCUGCCAAAAAAGAAUACCUGAAGGCCCUGGCGGCAUACAGGGCCAGCCUCGUUUCUAAGGCUGCUGCUGAGUCAGCAGAAGCCCAGACCAUCCGUUCUGUUCAGCAGACCCUGGCGUCGACCAAUCUAACAUCCUCUCUCCUUCUCAACACUCCACUGUCUCAACAUGGAACAGUGUCAGCAUCACCUCAGACUCUCCAGCAAUCCCUCCCUAGGUCAAUCGCUCCCAAACCCUUAACCAUGAGACUCCCCAUGAACCAGAUUGUCACAUCAGUCACCAUUGCAGCCAACAUGCCCUCGAACAUUGGGGCUCCACUGAUAAGCUCCAUGGGAACGACCAUGGUUGGCUCAGCACCCUCCACCCAAGUGAGUCCUUCGGUGCAAACCCAGCAGCAUCAGAUGCAAUUGCAGCAGCAGCAGCAGCAGCAGCAACAACAACAGAUGCAACAGAUGCAGCAGCAGCAACUCCAGCAGCACCAAAUGCAUCAGCAAAUCCAGCAGCAGAUGCAGCAGCAGCAUUUCCAGCACCACAUGCAGCAGCACCUGCAGCAGCAGCAGCAGCAUCUCCAGCAGCAAAUUAAUCAACAGCAGCUGCAGCAGCAGCUGCAGCAGCGCCUCCAGCUGCAGCAGCUGCAACACAUGCAGCACCAGUCUCAGCCUUCUCCUCGGCAGCACUCCCCCGUCGCCUCUCAGAUAACAUCCCCCAUCCCUGCCAUCGGGAGCCCCCAGCCAGCCUCUCAGCAGCACCAUUCGCAAAUACAGUCUCAGACACAGACUCAAGUAUUAUCGCAGGUCAGUAUUUUCUGAAGACGCAUGUGGCAGAUGGAUUUGCGUAUACCGAGGAGAGUGGCAUAGGAGGGAAAAGCAUAUGUGGCUGAAACCUGUAAGUUGGUGUUGGUUAUGCAGACAUGUGUAACAGAUCAAACGGUCCUCUCAAGUGUCUAUUAGAUAGGCAAUAAGAACUGCAGUGUAGCUGAGUAACAUCUUUUAGCUGACUAUAAAUCACUUUGUUUUUAAACAAGAAAAGCUGUGCUCUUUUAUGUGAUGCCUUUUUUAUUUAUUCAGGCUAUACCUACAAUAUGUGAAUCAAACUGUUUAAUGAAUCCUGGGACAUACUGAUGACUAUAAACUGGCCUCUCUGAGUCAUAGAAAAAUGGCCUUAUUUCUCCAGAAGUGAGUAAACCACACUUCCAGGCUAUCUGAACUUCUGAAGCCCUAAAAAUAAAAAGCACAGUUGUAACUACCUGAAAUAUGAAGAUCCAGUUUCAUACAAACAUUUGUAUGACGUGAAUAGUUGAUGGCAUUUUUUUGUCAUGAAAAAAAUAGUGUAAAUCACAGACUUUUGCCAAAGCUCUUAUUUUUUUUUCCUAAAUCUCUCCAGAAAAAAAAUGCAAGUGAUUAAAUUCAAUUAUUGACUAAUUUCCACUUUUUAUCCAUGACUUCUCCAAAUCAAACCACAGUAUAUGUUGUAACAAUAUCUAUGACCACUGUUAGCCCAUUAUAUUCAUUCCAAUUAGAAGAAAAGAAAUGUGAAUAUUAUAUUCCGUGUUUUGAGUGAGAAGUUUCGAAAAAUAAAAACACUGUAUUUUUAAAAGGGAAAUGCACUUAAAUGAAAACAGUUAUUACAAAAGUUAAGAUUUAAAAAGAAAAAGCAAGAGUUUUUAUUAUGAUGUAAUACCAGUAGAAUAUUUAAAAGGCACACCACAUCUGAAUAAUCAAUGUAAAUAUUUUCUUUCAAAGUUGUAAGUUUUCAUAUCAUGUGCUGUAAAGUUUUCCUAAAUGAGGCUUUAACGUAAACACUGGUGACAUAAACCAUUCAUUGCUAUGUUGCUUAUUGUGUUUUUAUGCUGUUUUAUACUUUUUUAUGAGUUAUGAUAGCAGCAAUUAAGUUGUUUGUAUUUUGCUUAACUAAAACAAAAAUGCUUUUAUCUUGCUAUAGAAUAAACACAUUUCAGUAAAAACUGUGGACUGUAUUUUGAUGCAACAACAAAGAAACUGUUCACUUUUCAAAUAAAAUGAUAUGUCAGAUUUCA